Messenger RNA from Mauremys reevesii (Reeves's turtle), 4822 nucleotides. RefSeq names its product NACHT, LRR and PYD domains-containing protein 3-like. The transcript is spliced from 11 exons. Gene Ontology annotation, molecular function: protein binding. NCBI's taxonomy places the organism in Eukaryota, Metazoa, Chordata, Testudines, Geoemydidae. Bases 215 to 3400 code for a protein of 1061 amino acids. Gene Ontology annotation, cellular component: cytoplasm. The record is from RefSeq and is a predicted model, not a curated record.
CCUACCGAGGACACAGCUGCGGUUGGCGUUGCUGCUACAGAAUUGUAGAAAGUUUGUUGUCUCAUUUCUGUACAUAGCUCCUGUUCGUAAUCCAGGGUUUACCUUGGCACCACUCUGUUCAUCAGUAAGAUAUGACCUGAUACCAUGAGUUGACGGCACAGUGUACCGGACCAGAGAGAGAUGAUUUCUAGAGUCCUCAACCCAAGCAAAGAAAAUGGAUGAUCUCCUUCUAAAUGCUCUGGAGAAUCUCUCAGAGGAAAACCUUAAAAAAUUUAAAUUUAAAUUAUUAUAUACUAACUAUGAAGAAAAAGGGACUAUCUCCAAACAUCAGCUGGACAAGGCUGCUCAUGUCACAGAUCUUGUGCAACUCUUGAUAGAAUUCUAUAGUGAAGAUGCGGUGGAUGCAACUUUAUAUUUUUUUGACAAAAUCUGUGUGAGAGAUUCUGCUGCUAGACUCAGAAAGGCUAUAGAGAAAGAUUACAGGGUGAAGUAUAAAGAACAUAUUAAAAAACAGUACCAGUUAAUAAAAGAAAGGAACUCUCGUCUCGGUGAGAAUGUGAAUCUAAGCAAAAGGUAUACAAAAUUGACUAUUAUAAGCAAGCUUCGUUGCAAAAAGGAGAGAGAACAUGAAAUAAUGGCCUCCGGAUGGAGACAUGCAAAAAUCAUGACUGAACAAGCUCGUUCUUCUGUUACCAUGAACUCCUUAUUUAAUCCUGAUGAAAAUGGACAAACACCACAAAUUGUUGUUCUGCAGGGAGCUGCAGGUAUUGGAAAAACAAUGACUGCAAAAAAGAUCAUGUUAGACUGGGCUUCUGGAGAAGUUUAUGAGAACAGAUUUGCAUACAUUUUCUACAUAAAUUGUAGAGAAAUAAACUAUGGAAGUAAGCAAGGAACAGUGAUUGACUUAAUUACUAAAAAUUGUCCUGACAAAAAUGUACCAAUUGAAGAGAUUUUGUUAAAUCAAGAAAAACUUCUCUUCAUAAUUGAUGGUUUUGAUGAACUGAGGUUUUCCUUUGAUCGAAAGGAAGAUAGUCUGUGCACAGAUCCCAGGAAGGAGAUGCCAAUGAAAGAUACAUUGAGCAGUUUAUUUAGGAAAAAGUUGCUUCCUAAAUCCUACUUAAUGAUCACUACGAGACCUACUGCCCUGGAGAAACUCCAACAAUGUAUGGAGUGUUCACGUUAUGCAGAGAUACUGGGAUUUUCUGAAGAUGACAGGAAGGAAUAUUUCCACAAGUUCUUUGGGAAUAAUAUUGAUGCAACAAGAGCAUUUGAUUUUGUGAAACAAAACGAGAUGCAUUUCACCAUGUGCUUUGUCCCCAUUGUGUGUUGGAUCACCUGCACUGUUAUGAAACAACAGCUGGAGGCAGGUAAAGAUUUUGCACAAAAUUCAAAAACACUCACUGCUGUGUAUGUGCUUUUCUUACACAGUUUAUUAGAGCCACACAGCAACAGUCCAAACCAAAAUAUGCAAGAUAAUCUGAAGAAACUUUGUUCCUUGGCUGCAGAUGGAAUUUGGAAACAGAAAAUACUGUUUGGGGAGGAAGAAAUAAAGGAGUACAGUUUAGAUGAAUUCUACUCUCUCCCCCUCUUUCUGAAUGAGAGUGUUUUUAAAAGGGACAUCGAUUGUGUAAGUGUCUACAGCUUCAUUCACUUAAGUUUUCAGGAGUUUUUUGCUGCUUUGUUUUAUGUACUGGAGGAAGAUGAACAAAUGAAAUAUUCAGUGACUCCUAACAGAGAUGCAAAACUGUUAUUAGAAAACUAUGGAAAAUCUGGAAAUUAUUUAAUGUUAACAGUGCGAUUUCUGUUUGGUCUCUUAAAUGAAGAGACAAUGAAGGACAUCAAGAAAAAAACUGGCUUGAAGAUUUCACCUAAAAUAAAGCCAGAUUUACUGAAAUGGGUAAAAACAAAACAAAAAAAAUUGUCAUUUUCCUCUUUGCAUGAUGAGCUGAUUUACAAGCUUGAAGAAUUUCAUUGUUUGUAUGAGAUCCAAGAAGAAAGUUUUGUGAAAAGUGCUUUGGAUCAUUUCACUGAAAUAGAUAUAAGUAAUUACUCUUUAACCCAAAUGGAUCAAAUGGUUAUUUCAUUCUUUGUAAAGAGUUGUCCUACACUGAAGUCACUUUGGCUCUCUGGAUGUAGAUUUGGAGUUGAAGACAAGAAUGAAGAAUUAGCCCCACCACCAGCUAAGCAGAUAUGUCUGAGAGAACAGGCUGAGCCAAAUAAUUCACCUGUCUACCUGCUGUGUCAAGCACUGAAGGAUCCAAACUGCAAAUUAAAGAAACUGAAAUUAGAGAUGUGCAGUCUCACAGUUGCUUGUUAUAGGGACCUGUCCUCUGCUCUCAGCAUUAAUCAGACCCUGAGAGAGCUGGACCUGAGCUAUAAUGACCAGGGAAACCGAGCAGUGCCGGACCUAUGUAAGGGACUAAAACAUCCAAACUGCAAACUGCAAACACUCAGGUUGCAGAGUUGUGGUCUCACAACUGGUGGUUGUGGGUCUCUCUCCCACAUGCUCCGUACCAACCAGACCCUCUCAGAACUGGAGCUGAAGUGGAAUCGACUGGGAGAUUCAGGAGUGAAACUGCUGUGUGAAGGGCUAAAAUGUCAAAAUAGCAGAUUGCAAAAAAUAGUAUUGUGGGGUUGCGAACUUACAGCUGAUUGCUGUGGGGAGCUCUCUUCUGUUCUUGCUACCAGAAAGACCCUGACUGAGGUUAACCUGAAUUUAAAUGAACUGGGCGAUUCUGGUGUGAGGCGGCUGUGUACGGGGCUGAAACAUCCAGACUGCAAACUGCAGAAAUUGUGGUUAGAUAAGUGCGGUCUCACAGCCAGUUGUUGUGGGGUGCUCUCCUCUGUUCUCAGCACCAGCCAGACUUUGAUAGAACUGAGCCUGAACUUGAAUAAACUGGGUGAUUCAGGGGUGAAGCAAUUGUGUAAGGGACUGAAACAUCCAGACUGUAAACUGCAGACACUGGGUUUGUUUAGCUGUGAUCUCACAGCUGAUUGUUGCGGGGAUCUCUCUUCUGCUCUUGGUGUAAAUCAGGUCCUGACAGAGCUGGACCUGAAGUGGAAUCACCAACUGGGAGAUACAGGAGUGAAGGUGCUUUGUGACAGACUGAAACAUCCAAGCUGCAGACUUAAGAAAAUAAGAUUUUCUUGGUGCAAUCUUACAGCUGAUUGUUGUAGCGAUCUCUCCACUGUUCUCAGUACAAAUCCGAUCCUGACAGAGCUGGACCUCGGGGAGAACAACCUGGGAUAUUCAGGUGUGAAGCUGCUGUGUGAAAAACUGAAAGACCAAAAUUGCAAGCUCAGGAAAAUAAGGUUGCGGUAUAGCAAUACGAGUGAAGAAAUCAGAAGAGAGCUGAGCGCUGUGGAAACAAUGAACCCUCAUCUGGUCAUACAGCUAUAAUGUUGUGCAGCCCAAGAAGGGCAACAGUUAACUUAUCUUCAGGGUGUUAAGGAUUGUUUCCACUGGGUGGAGCAAUUGAUAAUAUGGGAAGUAUACUGCAAUCUUGUUUGUUUAAAAAAAAAAAAAGGCAGAGUUUUGUUUGCCUGAUCAUGGUAAGAGGAAAAACAGCAUGCCAUUCCGUGCUAGGAAAUCCCCAAGUCUGCUAUGUAGGGACUUGUGCCCAAGAAGCCCUGUCUCUUUGAUUCCUCUCAGGGUCGUGUUCACAACUUCUGCUGGCUUGCUCACUCCAACACAUACAGCCUGCAGGCAGUAUCCUAAUCCCUGCAUUUGUAUGGUUUUUUUCCCCAUAGAUUUUAUUUUUUUCCUGCCUUAUUUUUAAAAUAGAAAUUCAAGUCUUUGGAGACUGUGCAGCUGCAGCUACUCUCAGAUGUUACAUGAUACUUCUGUAAUGUGAUGCUCAAAGCAGUGCCUCUCCAUCACUGGCAGCAAUGGUGGGAGUGGUUACAGCCGUGUGGUAAAUCAUCACAUUAGUUAAGCACUGAUUUGGACAAAGCAUGGUCAACUAUACUUUCCUUCACUACUACUGCCCCAAGGCACUGAGAGAGAUACCGGCUGCUCCAAUCCCCAGAAGAGUGUGUAGCACGUGACUGGAUCAGUAUAUGAGUGGCUCAGUCUGCUGUGGAGGAGGAUGAUGACUUCCCUGAUGACUUUUAGCCCAGUGGUUAAUACCCACCUGGGAUGGUGGAGAGCUCCAGUUCAGGCCCCCUUCUCCCCCUCACGUGGAGAGGGAUUUAAACAAGGAUCUUCCACCUUUCAGGGGAGCAUUCUAGCCACUGGACUAUGGGACAAUCUCAGAAGGGGCUCCCUCAGUCCUUCCUGUUGAAGAUGUUCCACGUUAAGUAAGUAAGUAAAUAAAUAUUAAGUAAAUAAAUAUUAAGUUAGAAUAUUUCUAUGCAUACUGGUUAGGGGCACUCCCCUGAGAAAGGGCUGAUCUCUUUUCAAAUGCCUUCUGCCUGUCAGGUGGAAGGGGGACUUGAACAGGAGGUCCCUCACAUGCAGGUGAGUACCCUAUCCUCUAGGCUAAUGGCUUUGGGGGUGGGGUGUCUCCUCCUGGUUUUGUUUCAGCCUCCGCAUGUGACAGUGGCCAAACACAUAGCUUCUCCCAGUUCACAGAUCACAAGCAGAGAAGUCCAGACUACAGGGAGACACCUAAGUGCCUAUCUCCAAGAGAGAGGCAAGUCUUAGCUCACAUCCUUCUUGGUAGCAUCUCCCAUUGGCUAGUGUAAGUGCCUCCCCCGGCAAUGCUGGUUUUGUGGAACGCAGUCUAAAGCACCUCUCCCCGCCCCCCAUUCAUUGUAUUGGGAGCCUAGGUGCUGAACUCGGGCUUUGUGGAUCACAGUGUUCUUCCUGUGAUUCCACGGU